CUUCGCGUGUCGCAGCUCGCUCGUCGACGGGGUCCGACCUCUGCGGUACCUCUUCGUUGAGGUCCAGCCGCUCCCUAAUUCGAGGGAGUAUGAACUUCUUCUCUAUUUUUCUCUUAAGCCAUCAUUAAUCAGUAUAUCUUUGCAUUUGCAGAUCAUCGCGCAUUCAGUGUUGCGACGAGAACAUGGAUGUUCUUUGCCAACGAGACCUGGGCUCUGGUCGUGGUGCCAGGCAUAUCUGCGUUCAGGGCUUCUUCGUCGCUGCAUCUUCGUGGGCUCGGCACGUGGGUGUCAACAACGGCAAGAGCUCUUGCCCUAGCUCUCGCCCCACCUGGCUUCCGCUUCGCCCAACAAGACAGCAGAACACUGUCACACUCCGUAUUCAACCCUGCAAUUACAUCCGUCAAGAAGUCACUGUCAACUCUCACUUUCUUCCUCAAAGGGUAGCCCCCGUAUUCCAUCCUGUAGCCCACCUCCUUCCACCGAGCGAGCAGCCACUGCCAACUCGCGCCUUCCUCAAAGUCCGGCCUACAGGGGAGUCCGUAGUCGUCAACCUGCAGCUUGCAGAUACAGAGCAGCCACCGUCGACUGUCAUCUCACUCACAAUGGCCUCCAAGAAAAUUGAUGCGUACUUUCCGAAGUCAAGCAAGCCAGCAGCGGUCCAAAUACCUGAAACAGCUGCAGAUCUGUCACCACCGGAAGUCUGUCUAGAGGACCUUCAGCUGAGCUUCGAUGAGUCGCUGGGCAACAUUGAGCUCCUUCUCGCAGAGCUACCAAGUGACCAUGAGUUGGCCACACUGAACGUUCAGCUUGCAUUUUCUGCCAACCCACCAAUAGAGCAGGUCACGUCCGUGGCGAAGGCAAUUUUGACAGCAGAGUUUGCACACACAGGCUUUCACAUGGAGCCGCUGAUUACUCUCAAUGAAGAAGCUCCCUUUGACGUGGCUACACUUCAGCACGAAUGCUUCCUGGCAGACAACGGCCAGCUCAUCGGCCGACCUUUACCUCUAAAGAAGAUGAAAAUGAGCCAGGAUCGCGCCCUCAUCAUCGCAGGAAAUGGCCUCUGUGAGUGGCUACUAGUGGAUCUCCAACUUCAAUCUCCGGUCAAUGCAUUCACCGACAAGCGAGAGUGUUCUGUCACGAUAUACAGUCAUGACGAUCUUGAGUCGCAAGCGGUCUACUACAUAUCCGUUCUGCUCACACUCGCCAAGAAGCGUAUGCAUAGUCCGCUGCGCCACGCCGAUUUCGUUCUCGGCAGCAAACACUGUGUAGCCCUUGGUCAAGCUCAAGGCAAGGGUCUCCUAGGACUUGUAGCCGCGAGAGCCAUGCUCGCUCAUGCAAACAUCACAAGCACUGGUGGUAAUGAUACCACAACCACCCAGAUACGCCUCGCCUGUGCCCGCUCGCUCGAGAACAGGCUCCUCGAAGUAUGUGGUCAUCGACGGUCCACGCAAGCUUUCGCAGAACUCGUCCUUCAUUACCGUUCAAUCGACGCGGCCGUCCCACUGCCAUCGAGUAAGAAGAGACUCGGAGAACCACUCGCCUCUGGAAGUAAGCAGAAAAAGGUGCAAAAGCGGUGGAACACAGUUGAAGAGACAAGACUCGUCGCCAUGAGAGAUGUAGAGGGAAAGACAUUCGAGAACAUCGCAGCAAUUCUAGGCCGCGGUAUUCCAUCAGUGACAUCGAAGUAUCAAUCACUCAUGGGCCAACCUCGAAAGAGUCGCAAGCUAGAUGUCGGCAAGGACGACGAUCUGGAAGAGUACACCUUUCCGCUUGAAGUGAUUGGUAAAGUCCCCUGCGCCAAUCAUGAAAGAGGCUGCAUGCAUGUCGCAGCUACCUACAGAGAAAGCAUGUUUCAUCUCGACCAUUGCCUUCACAAACAGACGUCCGGACCGUACAAGUGCGCAUGGGAUCCCGAGAACUGCCCAACGUUUCCCAAUGUACAGGGAAGAACCAACCACUACAAGUCUCACAAGAAUAUUCAGACCGACAAUGACUUCGCGUGCCGGCGCGGCUGCGGAACUCGCUGGCCAAAUCCUUACCUCCUCACAACCCAUGAGUACCACUGUGGUUUCGAUACGCGCCCCAAGGGUGAUCAACCUGUCCUUGUUGCCGGCCUGAAUGUCAAGACCCGCCACACGCCUGCGCCGCCUGAGCCAGUAGGAUUUCUCGAGGCCGCGGACAACAGCACCCAGAAAUCAAACAGAAUCCGCGCCAUGGACUUCACAAAGGCCGUUGUUGAAGUGCUGACGAAAGCUUCAGACCGCCCAGUCAUAGUGUCCAUCGGCGCUGAUGGGUUCUCUUGCAACACCGCCAUGCUGCAGCCUUUCAUCGAGCGUGUACCAGUGUUCGAUCUUGUCCUUCGUCUUACAUUCAUCGAAUAUCCGAGAGAGGAGAAUGGCCCUAAGCUGACCGAGACUCUGCUGGUCAAGGACAACGAUGUGUGGUGGGGAAAGAUGAACUCAGUCGACAUCCUGGCCGGCCUGAAGCAAGAGACCUCCCUCAACGAUAACAAGCUUGUCCUGGAAGUGAUUUCGCUCUGGGAUCGGCAGCAGGGAGGGAAGGACAUGCAAAGCGCCGCACCAUCUAUUGCCGGUCGCAACACUUAUUGA
Molecule: messenger RNA, 2609 nt
Organism: Boeremia exigua
Lineage: Eukaryota; Fungi; Ascomycota; Dothideomycetes; Pleosporales; Didymellaceae
Exons: 6
Coding region: 183-2609 (808 amino acids)
Source: RefSeq, a predicted model, not a curated record